Messenger RNA from Eucalyptus grandis, 1232 nucleotides. RefSeq lists its product as hypothetical. Gene Ontology annotation, biological process: mRNA splicing, via spliceosome. The transcript is spliced from 5 exons. NCBI's taxonomy places the organism in Eukaryota, Viridiplantae, Streptophyta, Magnoliopsida, Myrtales, Myrtaceae. Bases 232 to 741 code for a protein of 169 amino acids. The record is from RefSeq and is a predicted model, not a curated record. Gene Ontology annotation, cellular component: U12-type spliceosomal complex.
CCCUCCGCUUUCCAAGCCACGCCCCCCAUUCCAUUCCGCUCGCCUUCUCCCCCCAGGCGAAAGGCAGAAAAAUUCCGUCACUUUUCCGAUCAAGACCACUCUCGGAUUCUUUGAAUCUAGCCGUAAAAAUAUCAGACCUCGGUCCCGAACGAAAGAUCUCCCAUCUUCUCUUUUCUCGGGUUUCUUCGGCGGACCGCAUUGCUUGUGUUGCCGGAGGGCGUCCGUUUUAUUAUGCGAAGCGGCGUCGGCUGUGAGGAGACCGGUAGCAGUUCCUUGAGCUGCCUGGGUCCCCGGAAGAUCGACGGAGAGUUCCCCGAUGACGACGAGGACGAAGGAGGAGGGAGGGACGCGGUGGGGUGCGUGCGCAGCUAUACGUACCGCAGGUUGCCUCGGCAUUUGCUCGAGCUCUCCAUUCUCAAGCUCGACGGCUCCGUCUUCGAUGUUCACGUCGAGAGAAAUGCCACAGUUGCAGCACUGAAACAAGCAAUAGAAGAUGUUUUCAGUUCAUCCCCUAUGGAUGGUAACCUGGGCAAGAUUUCAUGGUCCCAUGUGUGGGGGCACUUCUGCUUGUCUUUCGAUGGCGAGAAACUACUCAACGACAGGGCGUACUUGAAAAGUUUCAAAAUUAACGAUGGUGAUCAGCUAUGCUUUGUUCGUCACCUGUCCAUUGAUUAUUCACCAGUGGAAAGACAGCCCAAGAACCCCAAUGUCAGUUGGAGGCAGCACCAAAUGAAAGAAUGAAGUGCCUCCAGAUAUCAUGGUAUGGAUUGUUGAAUUAAAGGAUGAAAUCAACAAUACAUGUCGCCAUGGCUAUACUGAUUUUUUGGCAGCCCUUACGGAAUGGUUGAGAGUAUGUUGCUCUACUCAGUAUUUGACAAAAAGGACUGAAAUGAGUGAGUUUGCGCGCUAAGUUGACUUGAGAUUAGGUCCAGUCGUAUGGUCAACUGUAAGAAGACAAUAAAAGUAAGAAGCCAAGACAACUGUCACAUAGGUAUGCUGAGCAAUAAAAAAACAGAAGGUCAACAAGAAAGUCCCGGAAUCGUUUCAUCUAGCCUGCCUAGAUCGCCAAAUGAAAGUUGAAGAGAGAAAACAUUACCUCGCACAGUAGGAGCCUUGACUUAGUUAUAUCUAUUUUUUGGGUAAAAAUUGGUAGUCUCCAUUAGUUGGGUAGAUAUAACUUCUUUUACCUGUUUCUACUUGGCACUGUCUUUUCUUUUGAUCAAGCAAAUAUA